GCGUAUGGAGUGAAUUAUGAUCUCGUAUCGCUCGACGCUCAAGGUAGUUUGCAAAUUGAACUUCUUGACCCCAUCACGUCAAUACCAAAAUACAACUCAAUUAUCCAAACCCAUGCAAGAUUGGCGUAUUCUUCCAACGGUAAUUGGAAUAGUAACGGCAUCGGGGCUCAAAAAGCUAUUCUGGACGACUACUGUGCGAAGUAUGACGUGAGGAGAGUAAUGCUCAAUUCAGGCCCGACACAUCUCGAUGAUGACGCGAUAAACGGACUCGACGGACGGUUAAGCACCGCAGCAACGACAGUGGCCUUCGGUGUGGAGGCUUCGUUGGAGGGAAUCAAUAACGCUGUUCAACCAGGUGUGGCUAUGAAGGUCGGCCACGAAAACGAGUUCACGAAUAACCGCUACUGGAUCGUCCCAGGUUAUCUAGAUGAUGCUUUAAACACGGACAAACAUAUCCUACCGUUGCUCAGUAUGUACUUCGAGGUGGCCAGUACGGACAUCGGAAAGGUGACAGAGCCUGUUGGCGCUAUCUCGACCGCCUUGGGAGGGGUGAUCCAUCGUAAUGUUGUUUCCGGUGUAGAAAUCAUGUAUUUCUUCUUCACAGCGAACACCAACGGCCUACUCGGCCCCGCUCUCGCACACUCCUGGUUGCCAUGGGUUACGAAAGGUCUAUUUAUGGGUCAACGGAGACUCCUGCUAGACACGCAGAUAGAUGACUUCUAUCUCGAUACCAGAACAUACAACUCGGGGCCAAGGUACCGUAACACAGCAACCGACUAUGAAUUCCACGCUGCCGAACAGGAUAGAAUCAAUGCCGCAAGCAUGCUUAAUGCAUAUUCCCAUCCGAACAAUUGGUCGCCAAAUUCCAUCGUGACCCCGGGAAUUUCGGGUCUGAACUACACCGAAUCCGUUAGUGCCAUGUUGGAAGCCGGACACCGUUUUGCGGUUGGCGACAACUCGCGUGCAGACCUAAAGCCUGAGAACCCCUGGCACCCCUUUGUGGCCCAAGUGAAAGCCGGUGCAGGUGGCAAGCUCCUGACCGAUCUAGAAAAGACAUCCUUCGAAGACAAUAUGGAGCGCUUGUACGGUCAAAGGUCUAUAUAUGUUAUACCGAGAAUGGCUACGCAGAUAUACUUCGAUGCUGCCACCCAGCAACAGUUGCGGGAUGAAUUCAAUAGCUUCUACGGCCCUACUUGCUACGGCUAUGAUCAGAGUGCAUCGGCAACAGACGGGGGGUAUAAGUGCAGCGUGGAUUCGUGGAAGUACCCGCGUGACUUGACAGCAGCUGAGAUCAUUGACAUGGAGGGCAUCCGCACGGCGAGGAACUUGUUACUGUUAAGAAUCGACCCUUACAUGUUCCACCAAGCCAACCUCGCCGUGUCCGAGGGUGUAAGUUUUCUCAGCCUGUGGCUGCGAGCGGUGACUAAGUGGAUAAACUCGUACGUGAGCUUUCCCAUCGUCACGUAUAAGAUGGACGAUUUAGGCCUGUACUUUCUCAGGCGCAAGUACAGAGACGAGUGUGGGUUACAGGCGACUGUCACAUACACUGGCGGCUUACCCGUGCGUAUGGCAGUCUCUGCCCAGGGCAAGUGUUCAGCGGUGGUCACCCACUCUAGGACACCCGGCUCAGAACUGACUGUACCUCGCAUGAGAGGCGUUCAGUAUGGCGAGUAUGACACCAACUACUACCUACCUAUGGCUGCGGACCGUACGACUAUAGUGCAAUUAGGCUUGGGUGAGUGCGAUAAUACCUGUCUCGCUACGUGA
Sphaeroforma arctica JP610 is the source of this 1767-nucleotide messenger RNA. RefSeq lists its product as hypothetical. The annotation marks the transcript as partial. The transcript has 6 exons. NCBI's taxonomy places the organism in Eukaryota, Ichthyosporea, Ichthyophonida. The record is from RefSeq and is a predicted model, not a curated record.